ACUGUUCACUUAACGCAAAAAAGACACAUCCAAGUAAGGGGCUGUUUGUUUCAGCCUCUUAAUGGUUCAGAUGUCUGAAUGGUUAAGAGAUUUGCCUCUGAAUGGUUAAGUAUUAUACAGAGUCUGAAUGGUUAAGACCUCUUAUCUGAAUUGAUCAGACAUUUGCCUCUGAAUAGUUAAGCAAUAUACUAGCUCUUAAUGGUUCAGACCUCUUACUGGUUCAGCACUUAAUGGUUCAGACCUCUUAUUGGUUCAACACUUACUUAUCCAGAAGUUGCCAAACAGCCCCUAACACUAAUGAUCACUACNUGUCUUCAUUUUAACUGUUCACUUAACGCAAAAAAGACACAUCCAAGUAAGGGGCUGUUUGUUUCAGCCUCUUAAUGGUUCAGAUGUCUGAAUGGUUAAGAGAUUUGCCUCUGAAUGGUUAAGUAUUAUACAGAGUCUGAAUGGUUAAGACCUCUUAUCUGAAUUGAUCAGACAUUUGCCUCUGAAUAGUUAAGCAAUAUACUAGCUCUUAAUGGUUCAGACCUCUUACUGGUUCAGCACUUAAUGGUUCAGACCUCUUAUUGGUUCAACACUUACUUAUCCAGAAGUUGCCAAACAGCCCCUAACACUAAUGAUCACUACCAAAUUUGGGAGUAAUGAUCGUGAAAGUUUUGAAAUUUCAUCCGCUAGUGAUUCCCAUAGGCUUGGAAGAAGAAGAAGAAGAGAAAUAAAAUGAGUGGGGCAAGUAUGGUGUCGAGAUUGAUUAGAGAGAGCUUUUUCAAGAAGCUUAAACCAAAUGGAUUUUUACCCAAAAACUAUUACUGCACUUCUUCUUCUGCCAAUCUCCCCCCUCCUCCGCCUCCCCGGUUUCCUCAUUCCUCCAAAAAGGGAAGGUUAUUUACUGGAGCUACCAUUGGUUUACUGAUAGCAGGAGGAGCUUAUGCUAGUACGGUGGAUGAAGAAACAUUCUGUGGCUGGUUAUUCUCAGCAACAAAACUUGUAAAUCCAUUUUUUGCACUUCUGGAUCCAGAAGUAGCCCACAGAUUGGCUGUUUCAGCUGCUGCUCGUGGGUGGGUUCCAAUUGAGAAAAGAGCAGAUCCUACUGAAUUAGGCAUUGAAGUUUGGGGGAGAAGGUUCUCAAAUCCUAUAGGCCUUGCAGCUGGUUUUGACAAGAAUGCUGAGGCUGUUGAAGGUUUACUCGGAUUAGGCUUUGGCUUUGUGGAGGUUGGCUCGGUAACACCCAUUCCCCAGGAAGGCAACCCAAAGCCUCGUAUCUUCAGGCUGAGAGAGGAAGGUGCUAUAAUUAAUAGGUGUGGCUUCAAUAGUGAAGGAAUUGUAGCUGUAGCCAAGCGGUUAGGUGCUCAACAUGGUAAGAGAAAGAUGGAAACUUCUAGUACUUCGGCUCCAGCAGGGGAUGAAAUUGUGCAGGGAGGGAAAGCUGGUCCUGGAAUUCUGGGGGUUAAUCUGGGAAAGAAUAAGACGACAGAAGAUGCUGCUGCAGAUUACGUGCAAGGAGUUCAUACAUUAUCCCAGUUUGCUGACUAUCUGGUGGUUAACAUCUCCUCACCAAAUACUCCUGGAUUACGCCAACUUCAGGGAAGAAAACAGUUAAAAGACCUUGUGAAGAAGGUACAAGCAGCACGAGAUGAAAUGCAGUGGGGUGAAGAAGGCCCACCUCCGUUGCUUGUUAAAAUUGCUCCAGACUUGUCCAAGCAAGAUCUAGAAGAUAUUGCAGCAGUUGCUAUUGCUCUACGGGUGGAUGGUUUGGUACAUUUUCCUAGACAACUUUUGCUGCCUCUUUAACUUUGAAUGUUAAGCACUUAGCUUCAUUUUCUCUUAGAGCACAGCCUGUUUAUGCUGGUUUGCAAGAGACUAAGAGAUUUUGCAUCAUUAAUAUAGAAUAUUUUAAUUGUUUUGUCUCCUUCUCGGCAUCAUGUUCUUGAGGUGUCCUCGUGCUUCGAGGCAUUAUGCCCUGUUAAGAACAAAAGCACACACACGAAUAUAAAGCAAGAAAGCGAUAAAGAACACGAGAUUUAACGUGGUUCGGUCUAAUCUGACCUACAUCCACAGGGGCAACUAGGGUUUGUAUUAUUGAGUGAUGAUGAUUACAAGUACAGGAGAUCGUAUAUAUAGACAACUAAUUAGGGUUUAACCCUUGCUGGACAAGUUAUAGCAAACUGGGCUUAAAACCAUUUGGGCCGGCCGAAACCCUAAUCUGGUCUCCUAACUCUCAGUUGUCUACAAGUGGGCCACUUUGGGCCGAUGACUACACAUCACCAACAAUCUCCCACUUGGAGUCUUUGGACCAAACUGCGGCUUCUCUCUGUACUUCUGUAAAUGAAAGAUNUCUCUACAA
This is a messenger RNA of Cuscuta campestris, 2344 nucleotides long. NCBI's taxonomy places the organism in Eukaryota, Viridiplantae, Streptophyta, Magnoliopsida, Solanales, Convolvulaceae. The record is from the annotation of a GenBank genome assembly.